Molecule: messenger RNA, 702 nt
Organism: Xenopus laevis (African clawed frog)
Lineage: Eukaryota; Metazoa; Chordata; Amphibia; Anura; Pipidae
Product: thyroid hormone receptor-associated protein 3-like
Exons: 6
Coding region: 48-674 (208 amino acids)
Source: RefSeq, a predicted model, not a curated record
AACAGAUAUGAUACUGCAAUAAAGAGCACCAUUUUGGUCCUUCUUCUAUGACACUGAGUGAACGUUUCGCUAAAUACCUUAAAAGAGCAAAAGAUCAGGAAUCUUCGAAGAGCAAAAAGAGUCCAGAAAUUCACAGGAGAAUCGAUAUUUCUCCGAGUGCUUUUAGAAAACAUGGAUUUUUGCAUGAAGAAGCUAAGCACUCUAAGGAAACAGGUCUCAAGGGAGACGGCAAAUACAGAGAUGAGCCAUCAGAUCUACGGCAAGAUAUUGAACGUCGCAAAAAACACAAGGACAAAGACUCAAAGCGUGAUCACUCCAGAGACUCAGGAGAUUCUAGAGAUUCAAGCCGCUCCAGAGAUAGGUCCUCUGAGAAAACUGAAAAGUCCAGGAAAUCAUCUAAAAAGCAUAAGAAGCACAGGAAAGUGCGUGAGCGUUCUCGCUCUUCCUCCUCCUCCUCCCACUCCUCCCAUUCUUUGCGAGCACCUGGAAUGAAGAGUACCCUGCAGAGAGUGAGGAAAAAGAAGACGGUGCUGGAGGCUUUGACAAAUCACGCAUGGCUAACAAAGACUUUCAAGGAAACAGUGAAAGGGGACGAGCCCGGGGAACCUUACAAUUCCGAGCAAGGGGAACAAGGCCAUGGGGGCAGAGGUGCUUUUCCCGGGAACAACCAAUAACAACAAUAAUGACUUCCAGAAACGCAAC